AUGGCUCCGGUGGGUCUGCCACCGGGCUUUAGAUUCCACCCCACCGAUGAGGAGCUCGUAAACUACUUCCUUAAAAGAAAGAUCCAUGGCCUUAAGAUCGAGCUCGAUAUAAUCCCAGAAGUAGACCUCUACAAAUGUGAACCAUGGGAAUUGGCAGAUAAAUCAUUCUUGCCAAGUAGGGACCCUGAGUGGUAUUUUUUUGGUCCUCGGGAUCGGAAGUAUCCGAAUGGAUUCCGAACAAACCGUGCAACCAGAGCAGGAUACUGGAAGUCCACAGGGAAAGACCGUCGAGUUGUUUGUCAGAAUCGUGCUAUUGGUAUGAAGAAGACAUUGGUGUAUUAUAGAGGUAGAGCUCCACAAGGAAUCAGGACAGAUUGGGUGAUGCACGAGUAUCGCCUCGACGACAAGGAGUGUGAGGAUACAAUGGGAAUUCAGGACUCAUAUGCGCUGUGUCGAGUUUUCAAGAAAAAUGUCGUGUGCACAGAAAUAGAAUUGCGAGGACAAUAUAGCUUAAUGGUAAUGGAGGGCACCCAAGGAGUGAUCACCAGCGAAUCAGAGACUAUGUCACCAGAUGUGCCUGUGGGAUCAUCAUCAUGCUUCGACGAGGACGACAAGGAUGAUGCAUGGAUGCAAUUUAUCUCUGAUGAUGCAUGGUGCUCUAACGUAUCAAGCAAUGCGGUUGUCAAGGACCCUUCAUACAUGGAUUUUGCUAAUUGA
Molecule: messenger RNA, 717 nt
Organism: Elaeis guineensis (African oil palm)
Lineage: Eukaryota; Viridiplantae; Streptophyta; Magnoliopsida; Arecales; Arecaceae
Product: NAC domain-containing protein 45-like
Biological process (GO): regulation of DNA-templated transcription
Molecular function (GO): DNA binding
Source: RefSeq, a predicted model, not a curated record